Messenger RNA from Calypte anna (Anna's hummingbird), 2400 nucleotides. Its product is annotated as disintegrin and metalloproteinase domain-containing protein 9-like. The record is from RefSeq and is a predicted model, not a curated record. Gene Ontology annotation, molecular function: metalloendopeptidase activity. The transcript has 22 exons. Lineage: Eukaryota; Metazoa; Chordata; Aves; Apodiformes; Trochilidae. The coding region runs from base 1 to 2400 and encodes 799 amino acids. Gene Ontology annotation, biological process: proteolysis. Gene Ontology annotation, cellular component: plasma membrane.
AUGCUAAAACACAGCCUAUUUUUCUUCACUUUUGGACUGACUUUGACUGGGAAACUUUUUUGGAUAAAAGGUGCAUCUUCUGAACACAUAUCCAAGCUUUCUACAUUAGAAAUAAUUAUUCCUCAAAGUCUGACCAGCAGAGAGAAGCAUCACCCGUUUUUUCAUGAGGCACAUUCAGAUGAUAAUCUUUCUUACUCAAUUAAAACCAGAAAUGGAACAUACCUCCUACAGCUGAAGAAAAAUAAAAAGCUUGUUAGUGAAGACUUUAUGCUAUACACAUAUGGAGAAAAUGGGAAAAUGGAGGCAACACAAUCAAAAAACAAGACACACUGCUAUUAUCAUGGCACCAUUGAAGGAAUUGCUGACUCAGUGCUUGCUCUUAGCACAUGCGAUGGCCUCAGAGGAAUUCUCUACAUUGGUGGAAAAUGGUAUGGAAUGGAGCCACUCAACACACCCAGCACACCUGAGCAUGUGUUUUACCAGUUAGCAGAUGUGCAGGAUACCCCCUUCCAAUGUGGUGUGCUGAAUGGCAGCCUUCAGCAGGAGAAGAUGUUUGUGGAGCAGUCUGUGAAAUAUGCAUUUUUAUCAAACAGUACCUCUGGCAGGGAAAAGCCUCUGAGGAAGAAGAGAGCUGUCCUGCCACAGAAAAGCUAUGUGGAAUUAUUUGUGGUUGUGGAUAACAACAGGUUUUUGAUGAAGGAAUCUGACCCUGCUGCAGUGCAAAAGGAAACAGUUGAGUUGGUCAAUUACGUUGAUGGGAUGUACAGAGCAUUAAACAUCCAGAUUGUUUUGGUUGGAUUAGAGAUCUGGACAGAUAGAAACCACAUAUCUGUAAUGAAUGGUUCAGCUGGAGAUGUACUGAGCAGAUUUGUUUCUUGGAGACAGAAAGAUCUCCUUAAACGAUCACGAAAUGAUGUCAGCCACCUCAUCAUAGGGAGAGGUUCUUAUGGUGGAUCCAUUGGAAUGGCUUUUGUGGGAACUGUCUGCUCACAAGUCCAGGGAGGGUCGAUCAGCACUCUGAACCAUGACAAAAUGUUACGCCAUGCCACAGUAGUUGCACAUGAACUGGGGCAUAAUCUUGGAAUGAAACACGAUGAUAAAAGGUGUCCUGCAUCCUAUAUUAUGCACAGCACAGAUAAUGGUUCCAGGAAUUUCAGCACCUGCAGUGCUGAUGACUUUGAGAACCUCAUUCUAAAUGGAGGAGGAAACUGCCUUAGAAACCCUCCCAAAACAAGUAAUCUUUAUAAAGAACCUGUCUGUGGGAAUAAUGUGGUUGAUAACAAUGAAGAAUGUGACUGUGGCAAACCACAGGAAUGUACAAACCACUGCUGUGAUGCUGCAACCUGCAAACUGACACCUGGAUCCCAGUGUGCUCAAGGAAUGUGCUGUGAAAACUGCAAGUUUAAAGUGGCAGGAACAGAGUGCAGAUCCAAACUGGAUUUCUGUGACCUCCCUGAAUACUGCAAUGGAAGCAAUGCCUACUGUCCUGAUGAUGUUUAUAUCAUGAAUGGUUACCCUUGUGACAACAUGAAGGCAUAUUGCUACUAUGGAGUAUGCCAGAGUUUUGAUUCACAGUGUGAAUCUAUAUAUGGAAAAGGGGCAAGAAAAGCACCUGAUCUCUGCUUUGAAAAAGCAAAUAUUAAAGGAGAUAGGUUUGGAAACUGUGGAAUGAGAGGUGGAGUGUACAAGAAAUGCCCUGUUCAGCAUAGCCUGUGUGGCAAGCUCCAGUGCACAUCUGUUAGCCUGCAAAAUCUUCCUGCUUGGAGUGUUGUCAAUAAUGCAUCUGGGGUUUUAUGCUGGAGUUCUGACUUUGACUUAGGGUCAGAUGUCCCUGAUCCUGCUCAAGUUCAUGAUGGAACAGCCUGUGGAGAAAAGAAGGCCUGUGUAGGUUUUGAAUGUGUUGAUGAAAGUCAUCUGGGCUACAGCUGUGAUGUAAAGCAGAAGUGUAAUGAUAAUGGGGUGUGUAACAACCUGGGGAACUGCCACUGCAACCCUGGAUGGGCACCUCCCUUCUGUAACCACUCAGGAUAUGGUGGCAGCCUCGACAGUGGCCCAGCUCACAAAGACACAUCACUUCGGGAUGGGCUGCUUAUUUUCUUCCUCCUGGUGUUGCCCACAGCAAUCCUUACUGCAGCAGCAGUAAUGAAGCGUGGCACAAUAAAAAGGAAGUUUUGCAGGAAAAGUAGAGGACAACACAGGGAUAACAAUGUUCAGCAGCCAAAGGAAAAUAACAGACCAAGUCAGAAUGCAAGAAAUAUUCAGUGUUCUGUCUGGAUACGUAUGAACUUUAUUGCCUGCCCUGCCGACACAGGCUGUGCAUGGCAGCCAGUGCAAACCCCACUCCCUGCAGCUCCUUCAGAACCUCAGCAGCCCAAAGUCCCACCUAGACCAGCUGUCUGA